AUGCAAACUCACAAUAGAUUUGAGGGCCCUUCAAGAUGGAUUAUUGCUAUAGUUAAUGAUAAAAUUGAUAAAACUGACUUGGAUUUAUGCUUCGAGAGAAUUAACCGAUAUAAUUAAAAACAAUUGAAAAAUCCAAUUGAGUCGAAGAUUAAUCUUAUUAUUAUCGGUUUUGACAUUUAAAAAGAAAAUCUUAUUAAAGAGCUUCAAAAGCUUUGCGAAUUAACAGUGCAAGGAUGUUUUAUUAAUCUUCAAUGCCUACCAGAUUUGGAUUAUUCAUAAAUAGAUGAAAGUAUAAGUCCAUUAUCUAGUCAUAGAAGAAGAAAUUCAUUUCAAAAUUUGGUAGGAAGAGGCAAUUACAUUGAUCCUGUAAUUAAAGAUUAAAUCAAGUCGAAAUUAUAAUUUGUUCUGGAAAAAAUUGAACUUUAUAAAAAGGAAUAAUUACCUUUGAUAUUUGAGAAAUUUGAUUUUAACUGA
Stylonychia lemnae is the source of this 474-nucleotide messenger RNA. NCBI's taxonomy places the organism in Eukaryota, Ciliophora, Spirotrichea, Sporadotrichida, Oxytrichidae. The record is from the annotation of a GenBank genome assembly.